UCAAUACAGCGAAGUUCUCGCAUUGUGCUGUUUAUUUUGGAAAAAAGCUGCUUAUACAGAUAAAUAAAAUUGUUGCAUACUUUAGAGGAUGCAAUGAAUCCAGUGCCAAAUCGUGAUUUUAUGGAGGUGCACCCGCUGCAUCAGCACCAGCCGCAUUGCAAGCAGCAAUGCUUUGUGUUCACUGAGAUCGCGGACAUUGAGCUGCCAGCGGAGAUAACUAAGUUCGGUGGGGGCAAUGAGAAGCUGCAUUGCGCCAAUGGCGGCAUCCCGAGCUACAAUUGCAAGAAGGACUCCUGCAGUGAGUCGUCCGCCGAGCGACCGGGUAGUGCGCGGGGUCGAAAGAUUUUGGUAGGCGUUUGCGUGGUUCUAGUGUGCAUUGCCAUGGCUGGUGGCAUUCCAUUGGCACUUCAGUUGCGCUCCUCGUCGCUGCUGGAGGCACGUUUGGCAUUCAUUCGACGGCUUCUGACGGAAUCACCUCUGAUUGAGGGCGCCUGGAAGCCGCCAAGUGAUGUGAAGCUAAACAGCAGCGGCAUGACCGAUAUAAGGCAAAAUCAUAUUGGUGCCGUGUUGUGGCCCAUUGCAGUGCACUGCGGCGCCCAGUACCUGGAUGCAGUGCAGCUGGUGCUGGAGGGCAUCGAUGAGGCGAAACGCAUCACGGCUGCCACCAACUCCAUGCACAUUGUGGAGUCUGCCGAUGAGAUGGAACAGACACAUAUCAGAGGCGAGGUGGCUGUGCUUAUGGGCAUCGGCGGCGGCCACGCCCUGGGCACCAGCCUGGCCGUUCUGCGUUCGCUCUACCUGCUGGGCGCACGAUUCGUUUCAAUUACCAGCUUGGAGUGCACCACGCCUUGGGCUUCAGCUGCCAUCAGGAGAAGGGACUAUCUAAUCGAAGAGAAUGCGACCAAUUCGCUUAAUGAAUUCGGCAAGACAAUGCUAUUCGAAAUGAAUCGCCUGGGCAUGUUGGUGGAGAUAUCGCAGCUGAGUGAGACGGCAAUGAUAAUAGCCCUGCGCACCGCCAAGGCACCUGUUCUUCUGAUGAAUGCUGCUCCGCUUUCCAUGUGUAAUGGCACCAACGUGGCUUCUAUACCGGACCAUGUGCUCAGUUUGCUGCCCGAAAAUGGUGGAGUUAUUCUACUGAAUUUGGAGCGCUGUGGAGAUCGACCAAUUAAUGUGAGGGAGGCAAUAAUUGCCAUUAACUAUGUACGAAAGGUGGCUGGUGUGGAUCACAUUGGCCUGGGUGGUGCUCCCAAGAGUUAUGCUCUAUUGCUGGCAGAGCUGGCUCGAGAUCGAGUCUGGGGCAAUGCGGCGAUCAAGAAACUGGUUGGCGGAAAUGUAAUGAGAAUUCUGCGCGAAAUUGAAGCGCUCAAAAAUCGUUUGCCCCUAUACGAGGAAUGGAUACCCCACGAGUCGAUCGAAAGCAAUUCAUAUUGCCGCUAUCCAGAGACAUAAGUAUCUAAUUGAUAUGUUUCUUGUUUUUUGAUUUUAUAUUUUAU
This is a messenger RNA of Drosophila hydei, 1493 nucleotides long. RefSeq names its product dipeptidase 3. The record is from RefSeq and is a predicted model, not a curated record. Gene Ontology annotation, biological process: proteolysis. The transcript is spliced from 3 exons. Gene Ontology annotation, molecular function: metallodipeptidase activity. The coding region runs from base 94 to 1449 and encodes 451 amino acids. NCBI's taxonomy places the organism in Eukaryota, Metazoa, Arthropoda, Insecta, Diptera, Drosophilidae.